Calypte anna (Anna's hummingbird) is the source of this 1425-nucleotide messenger RNA. RefSeq names its product carbonic anhydrase 9 (gene CA9). Gene Ontology annotation, molecular function: zinc ion binding; carbonate dehydratase activity. Gene Ontology annotation, cellular component: plasma membrane. The record is from RefSeq and is a predicted model, not a curated record. The transcript has 12 exons. Lineage: Eukaryota; Metazoa; Chordata; Aves; Apodiformes; Trochilidae. Bases 82 to 1206 code for a protein of 374 amino acids.
CGCCCGCUCUCACGUACGCGCGGCCGGGCGGGCAGGCAAGAAGCCGCCGCCGGCCGUCCCGCACCCGCGCACUUGCCGGAGAUGAGCCGCUCCGCGCUGCGGGUCUCCCUCCUGCUCCUGGCCGUCUUGGGCCGGGCCGGUGCCGGCAGCGAGCACGUCGGCCAAGAUGCCCCGCGCUCCUCGGAGCAAGGUCCUGGCCACAGUCACUGGAGCUAUGAAGAUGUGGAGCACUGGGGUGUGGUUUACCCAGACUGUGCCAGGACCUCGCAGUCACCCAUCAACAUCGAUGUGACCAAGACCAUCUUCAGCCCACACCUGCGGCCAAUACAGCUCUCUGGCUACAGCCUGCCUGCCAACCAGAAGCUCAAGCUGAGCAACAAUGGGCAUACAGUUGUCCUCGAGCUGCCUGAGACCCUGGCCAUCACUGGUGGCUAUGCCCAGCAGUACCGAGCUGUGCAGCUGCACCUGCACUGGGGGUCCUUGAUGGGACCUGGCUCAGAGCACACCAUCAGUGGCCACCGCUUUGCUGCUGAGAUCCACGUGGUCCACUACAACACCAAGUAUGAGAGCUUUCAGAAGGCAAUGGUCCAGCCAGAUGGCCUGGCUGUACUGGGAGCCUUCCUGGAGGUUGGGCCAAGGGAGAACCCAUACUAUCAGGAAAUAUUUGAACAUCUGAAUGAAAUCGGAGCAGAAGGAGAGGAAGUAAUGGUGUCCGGGUUCAACAUCGCAGGUCUGCUGCCUGCCAACCUGAAGUUCUACUUCCACUACAAUGGCUCUCUGACCACCCCUCCCUGCUACCAGACCGUGAAGUGGACAGUCUUCAACCAGACUGUGUUGAUCUCCCGUGAACAGAUGUCAACACUGGCAAUGAGCCUGAGGAACGAGGACAGUGAACCUCUGCAGAACAAUUACCGACCCGUGCAGGGCCUGAACGGGCGACGGGUGCUGGCGAGCUUCCAGACCACCCUCUCUUUGGAAAAGCCGAUUCCUCCUGGUCGUGAUGGCUCAGCAACAACAGAAGGACACUCCAGCUCUUCAUUUCAUGCAGGGGAUGUGCUGGCUGUGCUCUUUGGGGUGCUCUUUGCCAUCACUGCAUUGGCCUUCCUGCUGUACAUCUACAAGCACCGCAGCCAGAACGCAAGGCUGGACUCUCCAACCAAAUCCAAAGUCAUCUACACAGCAGCCUCCACCGAGAACACUGUGUGAGCCCCCUCCCCAGUGGAGGUCCCUGCCCCUCUGAUCUGCCUGCCACCCCACCUCCCCUCACUCCCACCCGGGGCCAAGGGAGGGCUAGCACUCCGGCAUCCCUCUGCUGCAUGGGCUGCCCACACAAGACUGUUUGUCUGGGGAUACUUUUGUUAUAAAAAAAGGUAUAAAACAUAUUUAAAAAAAAAAAAGUGAAAUACAAAAUAAAAACCUCCCAUU